Molecule: messenger RNA, 1562 nt
Organism: Ceratosolen solmsi marchali
Lineage: Eukaryota; Metazoa; Arthropoda; Insecta; Hymenoptera; Agaonidae
Product: RUS1 family protein C16orf58 homolog
Exons: 9
Coding region: 96-1508 (470 amino acids)
Source: RefSeq, a predicted model, not a curated record
GUUUGGUUUGAUUUAAUCUUGCUGGCAUUACUUGUCAGAAUAUUAUUUGUGUGAGGUAGUUGUUCUUCAAUCAAGCUGCCGGCCUACUCGGAAAAAUGUUUAAUGACGAAUUAAGAUACUCCGAAAAUGAUAAUUUUUUGGAAACUAAUGUUGAAUUCCAUAAAUCAACAAAUAAGCCAUUAAUAUAUAGUAUGAAGCUAACGAAAGGAAUACAAUUUUCAGACUCUUUAAUUUGUUCACUUUUUAAAGAGGUCUUUCUUCCACAGGGCUUCCCAGAAAGUGUUCACACAGAUUAUAUAGAGUAUCAAAUUUGGGAUUCGUUACAGGCUUUUGCAAGUACUAUUAACGGUACCUUAGCCACGCAUUCUAUCAUGCGAGGCGUCGGAGUCGGAGAAUCGACGGCAACUCCCUUAGUAGCUGCUAUAACGUGGAUAUUAAAAGACGGAACCGGCAUGAUUGGAAGAAUCAUAUUCGCAUGGUGGCAAGGACACAAUUUGGAUAGUCAUUGUAAGAGAUGGAGGCUAUUUGCGGAUAUUUUAAACGAUGCUGCAAUGGUGAUUGAAAUAACAGUGCCAUAUACACAUACAUUUUCUUCGUACAUUUUGUGCCUUACAACUGGAAUGAAAGCCAUUGUUGGUAUCGCGGGUGGAGCAACGAGAACAGCCAUAAUGCAACAUCAUGCCAUUAAUGAUAAUAUGGCUGAUGUUUCUGCUAAAGAACACAGUCAAGGAACACUUGUAAAUUUAGUUGGUUCCAUUGUUGGAAUUAUGAUAUUGUUGAUAGUGCACGAAAGCUUAUUUAUUUAUAUAUGCAUUGGGCUAGUCAUAGUUCAUAUUACAUGUAAUUAUUAUGCUGUAACUUCAUUGAAAAUAAAUACAUUAAAUGAUGAUCGCUUGUGUUUACUGAUAGAGAGUUAUUUCCUUAAUCAGAAUAUUCCAAGUGUGGAACGCGUGAACGAAGAAGAAUCUAUCCUUGUUCUAUUUAAAAAACCAGCGCAAGAAAUUUUUGGAUUUAACAUUGAAAUUGGUGUAUCUUUUAAAAAAAUGUUAGAAAUGAAAUUGAUAGAUUUGACGGCUCUUAAACAUUUCCAAGCACUUUUUCAACUUAGAAAAUACUUACCUAUAAUAGGUAUGCGACAAAGAACAAUUUAUAUAGUACUAUCAAAAGAUUCUUGUGAUGAUGAUAUAUUAAGAGCAUACUUUCAUUCCUCUUUGUACGCAAUGAUUCUGAGCAGAAUGUAUGGAAUCUAUACAAGAGCACUUCAUAGAAAGACUAAUCAUAAUGUAUCACAUUCAAUGAUCCAACUAUUGACAAUGAAUUCUGAAUGUCUUAAUGAGUAUAUCAUUUUAAGCAAAACAUGUCCAUAUAUAUGGGGCAAGGCUCUACUCGUGUUAGAUAAAAUGGUUCUUUCUGAAUGUAAUUUAUUUCUUAAAUUGUUAAAAAAGAGUGAUUGGAAAUUAAAGACGAAUGUAUUACCUAUAAAGCCUUGGAAAGGCUCAUGGAUGUAAAAUUCUUAACAAUGUCAAGCUUAAUUAUUAUUAUUAAUAUAAAAUUGUGUUAAU